GGGCCACGCACGUCCCGGCACUUAACCUCUGCCCGCCCGGCGCGAAGUUAGAGGCCGGGGUUGCGCGAGCGGCGCGCACUCCCGGCGGUGGGGAGCGGAGGCAAGGAGCCGGAGCCGGAACAGGGGCCCGAGCCCGAGCCCGCGGCCGCGGCCUGGCCCAGGAUGACUUGCUACCGAGGCUUCCUCCUGGGCAGCUGUUGUCGCGUGGCGGGCGGCCGGGCGGCGGCGCUGCGGGGACCGGGUGCGGGAGGCCCCGCCGCGCGGCCCCAGCUGGGCGGUGACGGUGGCGGCCGGCGGCAUCUGGGGCAGAGGCAGCCGCGCGAGCUGGCGGGCUGUGGCAGCCGCCCGGACGGCGGCUUCCGCCCCUCCCGGGUGGUGGUGGUGGCCAAAACCACCCGGUACGAGUUCGAGCAGCAGCGGUACCGUUACGCGGAGCUCUCGGAGGAGGACCUGAAGCAGCUGCUUGCAUUGAAAGGAUCUAGCUACAGUGGACUUCUUGAACGACAUCAUAUUCACACCAAAAAUGUAGAACAUAUUAUAGAUAGUUUACGGAAUGAGGGAAUUGAGGUUCGUCUAGUAAAGAGGAGAGAAUAUGAUGAAGAGACUGUUCGAUGGGCAGAUGCUGUCAUAGCUGCAGGAGGUGAUGGCACAAUGCUGCUGGCAGCAAGUAAAGUCUUGGACAGACUUAAACCAGUUAUAGGGGUAAACACUGAUCCAGAGCGGUCUGAGGGUCAUUUAUGCCUGCCCGUUCGAUAUACACAUUCCUUUCCAGAAGCCUUACAGAAGUUCUAUCGUGGUGAGUUCAGGUGGUUGUGGAGGCAGAGAAUCAGGUUAUACCUUGAAGGGACUGGCAUAAACCCUGUUCCUGUGGACCUUCACGAGCAGCAGCUAAGCUUGAAUCAACACAAUAGAGCCCUUAACAUUGAAAGAGCUCAUGAUGAAAGGUGUGAGGCUUCAGGACCCCAACUUCUGCCAGUGAGAGCACUAAAUGAAGUCUUCAUUGGGGAGAGUCUGUCAUCCAGGGCUUCCUACUAUGAGAUUUCAGUUGAUGAUGGUCCAUGGGAAAAACAGAAGAGUUCAGGGCUCAAUUUGUGUACUGGAACAGGAUCAAAGGCCUGGUCAUUCAAUAUUAACAGGGUUGCAACUCAGGCAGUAGAAGAUGUUUUAAAUAUUGCAAAACGACAAGGGAAUUUGAGUCUUCCAUUGAACAGAGAAUUGGUAGAGAAAGUAACAAAUGAAUAUAAUGAAUCACUGCUCUACAGUCCAGAAGAACCAAAAAUACUUUUCAGUAUUCGAGAACCAAUAGCAAAUAGAGUUUUCUCAAGCAGUCGUCAGCGUUGUUUCUCCUCAAAGGUUUGUGUUCGUUCUCGUUGUUGGGAUGCCUGUAUGGUUGUGGAUGGAGGAACUUCUUUUGAGUUUAAUGAUGGUGCAAUUGCUUCGAUGAUGAUCAAUAAAGAAGAUGAGCUUCAAACUGUGCUUCUAGAACAGUGAAGGAUUUCCUCAUGACAAAUUUUGAUUACUGGAGAAAAUAUUUUUACUUCAGAAACGGACUACCAGUCGUAAAGUGACAUUUUUUUGGUUAUUGUUGAGACUGCUUGUUGGAUUCUGAUAGAAAAAAAGACAUUCACUGUAUAAGAAAAUGGAUGGACUGAACUAAUUAGAAUUGAUAGCAGUGAAAUUUUUAUAUUGCUUACAAUUGGUAACCAAGAGUGCUGAUAUCUUUUUAAAUUUAUAGGGGCAGGCUUAAAUAAAGAACUAAAUAUUUAGGAUUUGAAACUUAACUGUAUAAGUGUUUUUUCCUUCCCUUUCCUCCUAGUUCUGGGAUUGUCAGAACUGAACACAUAUCAUUUCAUUAGUGCAUAUUUUUUAUAGUACCUGAAAAUCAAGAUUUUGAAAAAAUUUUCAUGACAGAGAAUUUUGAUAAAUCCUGACAUUGACCUAAUUGACAUAGGUAAAUAUGUUUGUAUAUGUGCUAAGAAUUUUCUAAUUUCAGAACACAAGGAUGAUGUUAUGACUAUUGAUUUAAAAAUUUCAAAUAAUCAUUUUUGAAAUUAUAGAUGAAUGCUUUGAGUUUCAUUCUGUUUAAUUUCAGCAGUGCUGGGUGAAAUACAGAUAUCAGAACAAAUCAUGAUGCUGUUACAAAAGUAUUAGUUAUCCAAUAAGUGUUUUAAGUCAAUUUUUUAAAAAUGACGUGAGUCCUACAGGUUUCUUCCGUCUUUAAAAUGCUCAAAUUUUAAAGACGGAAGAAAGAUUCAGGGACUAAAAGGAUGAACUGACUAGACAUUUUCUAUUAGGAGUUUGGUAAAAUAUUGUAAAAAUAUUUUCACCUGUGUUAGGAGUAUUAUCACAAAUAAUGGAUUCUUUAAUAAAUAUGUAAAACACAGUAGUUUUAGAAUUGCCUUCCUUAGUAUUGUGGUUUUCACCUAGCUUAUACUCCAAGUUUUACAGAAUUGCUUUUAGGAUAAAAUGUUAGUACUUUUUUUCCCCCCCAUUAUGAGAAUUCCUUUAUUUUUGGAGGAAAUUAUCUAAUUCUUGAUCUACUUAUAAGUAAUCCUAGAAUUUUUGCCAAAAGAUCCUGUCAUUGCAUAAUGAAACAGUUGGUAUUCUCAUGCCAUUGUUCAAAGUCAUGUGUUUCUUUCACUUGCUGCUGAAAAUUUCUGUUCAGUCAUUGACAAAUAUUUAUUGAACACCCACUCUGUGCCAUGUACUACUAUGUCAGGUGCUAGAUAUGUUGAUGAACGAAACAGACUCUAUCCUUAUACAAUUUGAGUCUUGUGGGCUCAGAAGUAAAUUCUGUGAAAGCUGGAUGGAUAAUCAAAUUGAGUGCUCUUAGUUUUGCCAAUAUUUAACACGUUGUUCUUAUCAAUUUUUUAAAAUAAAUGUUAAUGUACAAAGUUAAUCUAGGUUUUGAUGUAUAUCCGGAGAAUCAGUUUUUCUUAAAGUAUCUGCAUAGACAUUCAUAGCAAAGAAUUUAUGACAUAUCAGAUAGAAAUACAUUAAAAUGUAGUGUUUUCCCAGAGCUGGAUCUAGUUUCUGGCUUUUUGUUUUUGUUUUUGUUUUUUUUUUUGAUAUACAUAAGACCACUUUAUAAAGAAGCUCCACACUAUAGAACCUCCCCUAACAGGCUCAAAAUACCUUCUUUUUUGCUGUCGCCCAGGCUGGAGUACAGUGGCACAAUCUCAGCUCUGCAACCUCCAUCUCCUGGGUUCAAGCGAUUCUCCUGCCUCAGCCUCCCAAGUAGCUGGGAUUACAGGCACGCAACACCACGCCUGGCUGAUUUUUUGUAUUUUUAGUAGAGAUGGGGUUUCACCAUGUUGAUCAGGCUGGUCUCAAACUCCUGACCUUGUGAUCUGCCCACCUCGGCCUCCCAAAGUGCUGGGAUUACAGGCAUGAGCCACCAUGCCCGGCCUUAAAAUGCCUUCUUAAAGAAAAAAAUGCCAGCUCCAUCUUUAAUCUCAAGGAAAUCUGAAUGUCCAAAUAGAUCUGUUAAUAUGUAACAUAUUAAUAGGUAACUUGCUGUGUAAAAUUUUAAGCCAUGUUCUAAAAGGUUUUAAAAAUAAUGUGCUCCAUUUGUGAUAUAAUUUCUAACAUUUCUGCUCUGAGGUGGGGAUUUAUUUGUAAAAAUGAGAGGCAAAGGAAUGUUAGCAUAGCAAAAGUGUUUUGAGUGAGUUAACCUUUUAAUGGCAACCCUAUGUGAAUAAAAUUACACCACUGUUA
Molecule: messenger RNA, 3717 nt
Organism: Piliocolobus tephrosceles (Ugandan red Colobus)
Lineage: Eukaryota; Metazoa; Chordata; Mammalia; Primates; Cercopithecidae
Gene: NADK2
Product: NAD kinase 2, mitochondrial
Exons: 12
Coding region: 163-1491 (442 amino acids)
Biological process (GO): NAD+ metabolic process; NADP+ biosynthetic process
Cellular component (GO): mitochondrion
Molecular function (GO): NAD+ kinase activity
Source: RefSeq, a predicted model, not a curated record